GAAACCGUGGGGCUCCUCCAAAGUCCGCGUGUCCGUGUCCAAGCCGGCCGCAGCCAUGCGACCAAAAUAAAUCUUUACACCGAAGCUAUAAAUUAAAGACACUCUCUCACUCACUCUCUUCAGGAAAAUCAUUUGAAAACACUUGCACUUUGAUCAGUUACUCACUCUCAAAUGGAUAUCUUCACCCAAUACUCAGACCCCCAUCCAUUCGGGUCUCCGGCUGAGAACCCGGAGAGCGCUUCUUCCUUGUCCGACGCCGGCACCUCCGCUCGCCGACCCAGUAACCACUCGGACGAAGAAGUUGUGUUGGCUUCCAGCUUGCCCAAGAGGCGCGCGGGGAGGAAGAAAUUCAAGGAGACAAGGCACCCGGUGUAUCGCGGGGUUAGGAAGAGGAACAACAACAAGUGGGUUUCUGAAGUGCGGAAGCCCAAUGAGAAGACCAGGAUAUGGCUUGGGACCUACCCGAGUGCUGAGAUGGCAGCGCGGGCGCAUGACGUGGCGGCUUUGGCGCUUAGAGGAACCUCUGCUUGUCUUAACUUCGCCGACUCGGCUUGUAGUUUGCGUAUGCCGGCUUCAACGGAUGCCGGAGAGAUAAGGAGGGCUGCGGCGGAGGCUGCGGAGGGCUUCCGACCGAGUCAUGAUGAUGAUCAACUUGUUGAGGAGAAUUGCGGAGAGAUAGUUUUGGAUCAUCAUGAUCACCAAGAAAGUGUGAUGUAUAUGGAUGAGGAAGCUGUGUUUGACAUGCCUGGCUUGCUGGUGAAUAUGGCUGAAGGGCUUCUUCUUUCUCCUCCUCCCUUUGUAGAUAAGGAUGACAUGGAAAGCAAUGCUCAUGAAGUUUCUUUAUGGAGUUUCUCAGUCUAA
This is a messenger RNA of Corylus avellana, 861 nucleotides long. Lineage: Eukaryota; Viridiplantae; Streptophyta; Magnoliopsida; Fagales; Betulaceae. The record is from RefSeq and is a predicted model, not a curated record.